Ruditapes philippinarum (Manila clam) is the source of this 7920-nucleotide messenger RNA. RefSeq lists its product as uncharacterized. The transcript has 27 exons. Gene Ontology annotation, cellular component: membrane. NCBI's taxonomy places the organism in Eukaryota, Metazoa, Mollusca, Bivalvia, Venerida, Veneridae. Gene Ontology annotation, molecular function: G protein-coupled receptor activity; protein binding. Gene Ontology annotation, biological process: G protein-coupled receptor signaling pathway. The annotation marks the transcript as partial. The record is from RefSeq and is a predicted model, not a curated record.
GAAUUUCGGAUUUUUCCUGAAAGUGAAUACGUAAAAGAUCAACAAAUAUCAUUUCCUAGACCAAUCAAAGCAAGAUACGUAAAAUUAAAUGAAUCACUUGCAAAUCUAACACUUAAACGACGACGCUUAGAUUUUAUGGUGUACGGUUGUAAAUUGACAAGUAUCAUUGACCUUACAAGCAACAGUUUAUCUGAAAUGCUACCUCUAGAUCAAGAAUUGCGAUCCGGAAACUCAUCAUUCAUUAGAAAUACAAGUGUUGAGGAAUGUAAACAUCUUUGUAAAUCUAAAAAUGGUUGUAGUGUUGCCAGUAUCAAUGAACAGAAAAUUUGUUAUCACUAUAUGGGUAGUGAACUUGGGAUUUGGAAAAAUACUAAGAUUACAAACGGCAGUCAAUGGUUUGCUAAGCUACAAAAUAAUGUAUCUAUGGUAUCCUUUCCGAUGGCUUACCAGAAAGAAUCGUUUUUUGGAAACGUACAGUACAUAGGCGGCGUCUCUAUAAUAACAUCACCCAGUUACCCUCUAACGGCAAUUUUAGACAAUGUAAUUCUUUGGAUUGUUAAUUUUGUACCAGGACGGUUUGCCAAAUUUAUUUUCACAAAUGUUUCACUAUCUGAGUGUGAACUCAUUGUUAAAACAUCGAUAUUUGGUAACAAAGGAUUUAGCAUUGACGCGUGGUACAACGAAAAGGUAUUUGUACUAGAAACAGAUAAAAGGCUGUUGUUCUUAUCUGCAAUGCCAAAGACUAGAUUGCCACCAAAGAUAAAAUUUCGGGCCAUUGUUACUGCUGAGGACACUCCAGCCUGCUUUUCACUAGAUUUAAAUGGACUCUCUAAUAUAAGACGAGAACUGUGCAAUAAACCAAGUAUGUUUCUUACAUCUCUUUCUUAUUUAUAUCAUCCGUUAAAGUGGGAACUGUUCGCAAUUCAAGCCGGAAAACAUCAAACCAUUGACAUCACCUUCAUCGAUUUCUGCAUUGCGUGUUUUAGAUAUGAAGGGUCCAGAUUUACAGAAAUAAAAUCAAACUUCUGGAUAGAAGACCGUGGUGAAAACGCCUACAUUUGCUCUACGUAUCAACCGCCACAGACAUACAAAUCAACAGGUUCAAAGAUUAAUUUGCAUUACAAACCUGUUAGAAAUGAAAAAAUAAGUUAUAUUGGCAAAAGAGUAGAGGACAUUGAAGGAUUUCGGCUGCAAUAUAAAAUAUCAGAGCAUUCGUUUGUAAAGAAUACUACUGAGGUGAAGGGAAUUGAUUCAACAGAUUUAGCAGUUUGUGCAAGGUUUUUCAAAAAGUGCUACUCCAUAUCAUCUGAAAAAGUUUCAUGGAAUAAUGCCAGCAAUAAUUGCCUUGAGCGCAACGAACAUCUUGUCACUAUAACAUCAAAAAAAGAAAUGACUUACAUCCAGUUCUUACUUCGAAGUCAGUUAUAUAAACAACGUGCGAUGCUGAAGCAUGGAGUAGAUGAACAUACUAAUCCAGGAGCAUUUAUUGGUUUAAGGCGAGUAAAAGAGAAACGAAGGAAGACAAGUUUUUACUGGAUUAAUGGUAUUCCCGUUACUUUCAGUGCUUGGGGAAGCGGACAACCUGCAACUGGAGAGUGUACUUAUAUGUCAUUCGAGAUUUUUAACACCGAAAAACUUUGGUCGACAGUAGAUUGUUUUGAAGACUUGGUCGUUUUUUUCAUCUGCGAGAAACCAUUUCCUGAAGAUGGGUUUCACACAAAACCCAGUAUCAAGGAAAAUGAAUGUACAAGUGUAUAUAGGAACGAAGACUUCAUUGGCUCACCAUACUCUGACAAACAUAUCCCCAUCCUGUCCGGAAAGGAGUUGUCUAGCAUGAAGUGCUCCGAUGGAUCGUCAAUACCGAAAGUGAAUUGGUGUGAUAGGAAUUUUGACUGCAUAGACUAUAAGGAUGAAUUGUCAUGCCAGAAUUAUUUUACAGAUCACAGUCUAACAAAUACUCGCAAAACAAUGAUUAACAGUCAUUUACCUGACCGACUCAAACAUGGAGCGUUUUUUCGCUGUGAAAAUAGCCAGGAGUGGAUAUCUACGUUAGCUAAAUGUGAUAACGUCAUCGAUUGUCUUGAUGCCUCAGACGAAGUCACAUGUUUGCGGAGCAAUAGUGACUUUGAUGACAAUGAGUUUUCAUGUGAUGGUGGUCAUUGUAUAAACCUGAGUCAAGUGGGCGACUUUAUACCAGACUGUAUGGACGGUAUAGAUAAAACCUGCAACUACCGAAUGUGCAAUAUCAAUGAAUUUCGUUGUAAAAAUGGACAAUGUAUUCAACCAGGUAGUCGAUGUAACGCUGUAUGUGACUGUUUUGAUAAUAGCGAUGAAAUAAAUUGUGGUUCCUGCCAAAAUUCAUUUCUCUGUAUUGAUGAUUACAAAUGUAUUCCUUACCGACUGACGUGUGAUAAUUACCCUGACUGUAGGGAUCAUAGUGAUGAACAGAAUUGCAAAGAUUUUAUUCCAACGACCUAUGUCUUUGAUAGUGAAUUCUUACCAGGAAACAUCUUUGACCAGCCUUGUACUUGGGAUUUCGUGCAGAAAGGUAACGAAUCAGGUAGAAUAAGGUAUUCUAGACAGUGUUUGUUUCAAUCAGAUUCAGCUUAUUUUCUUGAUGGUUUUAAGGAGAGCAAUUCUUGUUUUGUUAAGGUUCGAAAAGAUUGCAAGUUCAGAUAUCGUGAAGCGGCUCUUAUUGACAACAACAAAAGUGAUUUCGCAUUUCCAUCCUGUCAUUGCACAAUAGGAACAUUCCGCAAAGGAAAACCUUUUAAAAAAUAUGAUUACUCUUAUCUUGAGCUGUAUAUUGAUUCGGUAACCAGAUGCGAUGGAAGUGAAACCGCAGAAUUACAUGUUCCUGUUGAAAGAAAUUUUUACAAUAAUAUACAGAACACAAGAGAUUUAGCGACCUUUAUUUGGCCAAAGGUUUUUUCAGACAUGGGCAUGACGAUUGGGCUUCCUUAUUGCACUUACGAUUACAAAGCAAGCUUGUUUGGUGAUUGGUUUAAAUGUGACAAAGAUAACAAGUUCAUACCAGAGUCGAUGGUCUGUAUUUAUUCCGUAGAUGCUUGCGGUUACAUGACUGGAUGUAGAUCUGGGGACCAUUUACAAAAUUGUGAAAAUUUCCUUUGCCCUGAAAAUACAGUCAAAUGUCCAGGCAGUUACUGCAUUGAACAGAGAUUUCUAUGUGAUGGACAUAUUGAAUGUCCUGGAGGAGAAGACGAGCAAGAUUGUACUUGUGAAGAUUCGGAUAGAGAAGUUAUCUUAUUUGUGGAAGAUGGAGACCCUGAAAGCGGAGAAACAGCAGUACAUUUAGCUAAACAAUUUUUUACAAACGCUAAGGAUAGUGUUGUGAGAUUAUUUUAUUUUAGGAGUCUGAAUAUAUCAGUGGAUUUUGACAUUACAUUUAGGUUGUUGGAAAUACGAGAAGAACGUGUAAAUCAAUUACAAAAAAAUGAAUGCAAGUAUACAACAAUGGCAAGAGACUUUCUUAAAAGGCUGCGCUUUACCAAAUCAGAUAAAAGAGGUAUUAUUGUGCUUGAGAAUAGUAAUGAAUCAGCAGUUGUUUCCAGCUUAGCAUUGUCCAAUCUCUCACAACCAGAGUUUUCAGUAUAUCGGGUGAUAAAAGAUUUCAGUUCUUCCCUUUAUAAGGAUGAUAAAUACAAAUUUGUAAAAGAUAUUCAUAUCAGUAAAUGGAGGUCUCUGUAUUGGACAGGAUUCAGGAGAUUUCCAGAAAUAUGUACAGAGGCUUCAUACGUUCCAUGUGCUGGGAAGUUCAGAUGUUCUUCAAGUAAACAAUGCAUACCAAUUGAACAAGUGUGUGAUAAUGUGGUGCAUUGUAGAAAUGGUGACGAUGAAAGACUGUGUAACUCUGUGUGUCCUAAGAAAUGUAAUUGUGUUGGUGACUUAAUUAAUUGUAGGGCGGCCAACAUUUCUCUGUCAGAUUUAUCAUCACUGACAAAAUAUGUCAGAAGUGUUGAUCUAAGUAAAAACCCAACAAUUAAAGACAUACACGAAAACCAUUUAAAUUUUUAUUUUAUGUUACGUUUAAAUAUUUCGUCGUGUGACAUUCAUCAUGUUGACAACACAACUUUCUCUAACUUAAAACAAUUGGUGUUGUUAGAUCUUAGUAACAAUAGAAUACAACAGGUACCAGUUGUGUUUAGCAAGCUUCGUUAUCUUAACAUUUCAUCAUGUGACAUUCGUCAUGUUGAUAAAAAUUAUUUCGUAAAUUUACAAUAUCUGUUUUCGUUGGAUCUUAGUGGCAACAAAAUACGACUAUUACCUGAUAUGGUAUUUGGCAUGCUCCGGUAUCUUUCCCACUUGAAUCUUGAUAGGAACUAUGAAUUGACAGAGAUUUCAUCGACAGCUUUUACAGGCUUAAAAUCAGUAAAAAACAUAAACAUAACAGGCACAAGCUUGAAAAGGAUAAGCUCCCUUACAUUUUCAGACUUAAAUUUGAACAGUAUUGAUAUUUCUUACAACAAAAUUGAGGAGAUUGAAAAUGAUGCCUUCAACAUUUCCCAAGUACGUAAAAUCUAUUUUGAAGGAAAUAAUGUGAUAAAGUUUGGAACACAAAUUUUUAACGGCAUAACAUUCCUUCGAGAGCUUCAUACACCUGCAUUUAAAUUCUGCUGUAUCCGCCCUUGUUAUGUCCCUGAAGAAGAUUGCAGACCUUUAUACAAAAAUGAGUUUUCUUCAUGUGAAGACCUAAUUAAAAACCCUGUACUUCAAGCAAUUCUUUGGAUAGUUGGAAUAGCUUCAUUAUGCGGAAAUCUAUCUUCAAUCAUCUACCGUCUUGUCUAUGAUCGCGAAAGGCUAAAGAUAGGUUAUGGCAUAUUUGUCACUAACCUUGCAGUUGCAGAUUUCCUGAUGGGUGUGUACCUGAUAAUGAUAGCAGUUGCUGAUUCAUUCUAUAGAAACAGAUACACUUUUGUGGAUGAUUAUUGGAGAAACAGUAAUUGGUGUGUUACCGCAGGGAUUCUGUCUACAGUUUCGUCUGAAGCCAGCGUUUUCUUUCUUUGCUUCAUUACCUUGGACAGACUAUUAGUGAUCAAGUUUCCAUUUGGCACAGUGAGGUUUAGACCUACAAAGGCUUAUAUCUGCUGCGGAAUAUGCUGGUUUAUUUCCAUAACCCUGUCGAUCAUUCCAAUUCUUUACACAAGUCACUUCAAAAACCAAUUCUACUCUAAAACAGGGGUAUGCAUCGCACUGCCUUUGACGCGAGAUAAACCUCCGGGAUGGAUGUAUUCCGUGUCAAUUUUCGUUGGUUUAAAUUUCUGCACUUUUAUUCUUGUUGCUGUAGGACAGUUAGCCAUAUUCAAAGAACUUCGACGGGCGUCAGUUAUGAAGAAGACACAACAAUCAAGAAAGCGUGAUUUGAAAGUUGCUAGGAAUCUUAUUCUCGUUGCAACAACUGACUUUUUAUGUUGGUUUCCGAUAGGGGUCAUGGGUAUUUUGUCAUUAAUUGGAUUUGCGAUUCCAAGUGAUGUGUAUGCAUGGACAGCAAUUUUUGUGUUACCAAUUAACUCUGCACUCAACCCAUUUCUGUAUACGGUGUCAGCAAUACUCGGAAAGAAGAGUUUUAAUCCAAGCAUUGGUGAGCAGAGUCGAACAAUGGUCCAGAAAGAAUAUGGCAGCGUCAUUUUAAAAUAUCAGAAAUUAAGCAGAUCUGUUCGCAUGAAACAAGAAGGUGUUCCCAUAGGAACAAUGCGUAGUAUCCAAGAAAUACUAAAUGACGAUAGAUGUUUGUCAAUCAGUAUUGUUGCAGCACUAUCCAAACAACUUGCCGAAUAUCUUUGUCUGUUAGAUGAGUGUUUCAUUGUCAUAGACGAGAUAUGUGAGACGAAUGUUUACAUAACAAAGGGUAAAUAUCCAAUUGUUGUUAUAGAUGCAAAAUCUUCGAUAGCUGCCGAUGAAAGAGCUCUACAGGAAAAUAUUUGCCAAUAUGGAAAACUUCUUCGAAAACUUGUUUCAAAAUGUGAUAAGAAUUUGAAAUAAAUAAGAAAAGAAACGCAAUGGUGUUAACUAUUUGUUUCUUAGUUUUAUGACACAUCUAUUACUCGUAUUUUAGUUUGAACUAGAUUUACUGUAAAUGGCAAACUGUAUAGUAUGUCUGUUUAAUUGAGUUAGAAUUGAUGAAGUCAUGUUUUGUAUAUAUGUUUCAAUAAAUUUUCUGAUUUAUAUUUCAUACAGUGACAAAUCGUUGCUUAUAUUUAACGAGAGUUUUGUUGUUGUUGUUGUUGUUUGUAUGUUGUUUUUGUUGUUGUUGGUACUGGUUGAUAUAAACGUGGGUAAUUAUAUUUAUCUUUAUCAAUUAUUCAUAUGCUAUUUAAUUUUAUAAAUGUCUUGACGUUGACCAAGUUUUUUUAUCAAUUUUUAGUAAAUGUUUUAACAAUGUAUUGACGACCAGAUAACCCCUGGUCCUUAUUUCUUGACUAUUUUUUAUUUUGAGUGUAUUCAUUAUGAUGUUUUAUUCAAACUUAUCAUGUUGUUAACAUCUAUUUUAGUUAAGAUAAUUUAAAUACAUACAUUCAAUCAUUAAUCUGUUUCUAUUUAUUCAAAGUCGAAUAUUUCAUACAGUGACAAAUCGUUGGUUAUAUUUGUCAUAAAUAGAAUCCGUUGGACUAACAUACCAAUGACUGCUGCACAGAGUCAUGUCAUUUGCUUUAGGAUACAACAAAUAAGUACUUACUAGUUGAAUGAAUUAUUGUCAUUUAUUUUUGAAAUGACUGUUCUCAACAAUAAAUCUUUAUAUUUUUACCAAAUGUUUAUAAUCUAAUGUUUUACAAAAUAUCUAACUAAGAAUUCUAAGCAAAGGUUGGUCAUCAGAACCGCCUACAUGCAAAAUUAUAAUCUACAAAGUCAUAAAUCAUCAAUAAAUGGAGGUGGAGGGGAGGUGGUGGUACAGCUUAAUUCUAAGUAAAUUUUAAUUCAGUUGCAAUGCUUAUUCUGCAUCAACUUCUCGCUGAAAGAUGGCGAAUGUUUAUCAGCAAUUUAUCAUGCCGCUGUGAUACGGUUAGAACAAAGAAAUCAUGCACUGAUCACGCGCUGGUGUCAUAAGAGUUACACACCGUGAAAGUUACUAACUAAAUAAAGCUGCCGACCACAAAAUACCCUCCUUCCACCUUCGGCUGUAUACACCUUAAAGAUUAUAAGUCCAAUUUUUUCAAUCCAAAGAACUUUAUCUUCGAUGAAAGUAAUAUUUAACGUUUUUGUUGUUGUUCUUCAUUAUUGUUGUUUGUUGUUUUUGUGUCGUUGUUGGUUGAUAUUAACUUGUAUAAUGAUAUUUCAUUUUCUUAUCAGUUAUUUAUAUGAUAUUUAAUUUUAUAAAUGUCUUGACGUUGACCAUGUUUUUUAUCAAUUUUUAGUAAAUGUUUUAAUAAUAUUAUUGCCAUUAACGACCAGAUAACCAGUUAUCUAUAAUAACUGGCUCAUUUUUAGUUUUAAUUGUAUUCAUUAUGAUGUUUUCUUUAAACUUAUCAUGUUGUUAACAUGUACAUUAAUUAAGAUAUUUUAAUCACAUACAUUAAAUCAUUAAUCUUUUUUCUAUUUUCUCGAAGUCGUUCAUAUUUCAUAUAGUGACAAUCGUUGCUUAUUUUUAACGUUUUUUGUUGUUAUUUUUAGCUCACCUGCCACAAAGUGACAUGGUGAGCUUUUGUAAUUUGGUGAUCACUUUUCGUCCGUCUGUCCGUCGUCCGUAAACUUUUACUUUGAACGGCAUCCCCUCAUAAAUCGCUAAGCCAAUUUCAUCCAAACUUCACAGGAAUGGUUCAUUGGUGGUCACCUUUAAAAAUUGUUCAAAUAAUUUAAUUCCAUGCAGAACUCUGGUUGCCAUGGCAACAGAAAGAAAAAACUUAAAAUAUCUUCUUUUAAAAAAACGAAAGAGCUAGAGCUUAGAUAUUUGGCAUGAAAUAUCUU